Molecule: messenger RNA, 2296 nt
Organism: Centropristis striata (black sea bass)
Lineage: Eukaryota; Metazoa; Chordata; Actinopteri; Perciformes; Serranidae
Gene: btbd17b
Product: BTB (POZ) domain containing 17b
Exons: 3
Coding region: 79-1527 (482 amino acids)
Molecular function (GO): protein binding
Source: RefSeq, a predicted model, not a curated record
GUCAGGAGAAGAGUGGCACAGAGUAAGGAACAGAGGGGAAAGGACAAAGGAAGAGAGGCAGGGAAUAACUGAGAAGAUAUGGGACGCUCUUGUGAACAAGGGAUCCCUGCCUGGGUCUAUGUGGGCACCCUGCUCCUCUUAAUCCACUCUUUCACAGUAAGAGGAGCUGCCCUGAAGCAGGAGGCAGCAUUGGACAAUGGGGCCACGGUGCUGAAUCACUCCAUGGGUAUGGUGCAGCGUUUGGAGACCCUGCUGGCCCAGGGGAACGGCAGUGAUGUCACACUCCGGGUGCAGACCAUCAACACGGACGAGGUGAAGGUGAUCCAGGCCCACAGCCUGGUUCUCACGCUGCAGAGUGACGUGUUUGAGGAUCUGCUGCUCAGCCGCAACAACAGCGCACUGGUGUUGAGGGAGACGGUCGACUGUGCAGCUGUCUUUGACAAGUUCAUCAGGUAUCUGUACUGCGGGGACAUCUCAGUGCGGCUAGAUCAAGCCAUUUCUCUGCAUAAGCUGGCCAGCAAGUAUCAUGUGUGGAGCUUGCAACAGGGCCUGACCCAGUAUAUGACCCAGCAUCUGUCCAGUGAUUCGCCAACAGGCCAUGUGAUUGGCUGGUACAACUAUGCAUUACAAAUCGGGGACAUGGUCCUGCGGGACAGCUGCCUGCAGUACCUGUCCUGGAAUCUGACUUCUGUGCUGCAGAGCGGAGAAUGGGGCUCCAUCAGCGAAGACCUGCUCCUCUCCUUGCUCCAGCGCUCUGACCUCAUUCUGCAGAGCGAGCUGGAGCUCUACGAGGCCCUGGAGGGUUGGAUUAGUCAGAACCAGCCCAUCAGUUCGACAGUGGAAAGUGCCCUGAGGGCUGUUCGAUAUGGCAUGAUUCCCCCUCAGCACCUCUUCCGUCUCCAGAAGCAAUCCCCCCUCAUGCUGAAGCAUUAUGAGACCAUCCGUGAUCUACUCUACCUAGCUUUCCAAUUUCACUCUGCCUCACCUAUCCAACUGGCCAAAUACUUUGAUGUCAACUGCAGUAUUUUCACUCCCCGUAACUACCUGUCCACCUCCUGGGGCUCCCCUUGGGUCAUCAAUAACCCCACACGUGACGACCGCAGUUUCAGCUUCCAGACCCAGCUCGGACCCAGCGGCCACGACUCUAGCAAGAGAGUGACUUGGAACGCCCUGUUUUCCCCUCGCUGGCUGCCACUCAGCGCCCGAUCAACCUAUACUGAGCUGGGUGCCAUGCAGCCCACACGCACAGACGGAGGUCGACCUCGCAUUAUUGUAACACCAGCCACUUCUAGCCCAGACUUUGCCGGUGUAAGCUUCCAGAAGACGGUGAUCGUGAUGGCAAGGCAGCAAGGAAAAGUGGUGGUUCGCCACGUCUACAACUUCCACCAAAGCACAGAGGAGGCCGGGGAUUUCCUGGUCGAUGCUGACCUGCAGCGUCGUGCAUCAGAGUACCUGAUUGACAGCUCCCUCUAUCUGCACAUUGUAAUAAAACCGCUCUACCAUACCCUCCUUGUUGCCAGGAAGUAAAUGCAGGAAUUUAGUGUGGCCUUACCAUCAGUUAUCCACCCUCUACCAACUCAUUCACAUGCACAUAUUCCAAAGUUAACUCAUAUCACAGCAAGUGUUCAUGCACCAGGUCUUUGACAUCUCCAUUGUUGAUUAGUUUGUGCAUUUUGUUGUCUUACAACUAUUCAGCAAGGAGGUGUUUGGUACAAUAAAGGACUCACAAUUUGACAGCUAAGAAGUGAUUUUCACAAUAUUGAUGGUGGGUUUUUCAGUAUUUCAUGCAUACUAAGAAAAAAAAACUGUACUGUAUUUGUUCAACAAUUCUACAAUCCAACAUUUUGUUCCUUGAAUUUUAAAACCUAUGUGAUGGUUAAUGUUGUUUAAAUAGGUACGAUAGAGGUUUUGCUUCAAAAUGAAAUGUAAUAGCUAUUCAUUUUAUGCAUCUCAUUAUUCAGCAGUUUAAAAUAGAUUUUAGUUCAUGGCACUUAUAUCCUGUGACUUACACUUAUAGACUUGUUUGUUGUUUACAUACCAAGAUGUGUAAAUGAAAGUGCAAUCCCAUCAUUAUUAUCAUUCCUUUGUAGUUGACUUGCAAGACUGUAAGUCUUUUGGUAUUUUUUCUUUCUUAUUUAUUGUUACAUAUGCAUUUUAUUUAGCCUUUAAAUGAACUGCACCAGUGGGCAAUGUGAUUUUCAUUCUGAAACAAAAAAAAAUGAAUAAAAGGCAAUAACAUGUACAUGUGUUGGUCUGUAUUUGAUUUGCAAAUAUGAACUUUAUUAAAGCAAACUUA